Molecule: messenger RNA, 1596 nt
Organism: Candidula unifasciata
Lineage: Eukaryota; Metazoa; Mollusca; Gastropoda; Stylommatophora; Geomitridae
Source: the annotation of a GenBank genome assembly
AUAAAACGGUUUGAGAAGUUGGAGACGGACGAGGAGCGAAUCAAAGAAGGAAGACAGAUCUACGACACCUUUAUCAUGAAGGAAUUGUUAUCACAGUCACACACGUACCCCAGGUCUGCAGUGGAGCAUGUUCAGGAGGCGGUGACCACCGCACAGAGGACCAGGAAACUCGAUGCAAACAUUUUCGAGCCAUACAUCCAAGAAAUCUGCAAUUCUUUGAGGGGACAUAUAUUUGACGCGUUUAUAUUAAGUGAAAAGUACACAAGGUUUUGCCAGUGGAAAAAUUUAGAAUUAAAUAUCAAUUUAACCAUGAACGAUUUCAGCGUGCACAGGAUCAUUGGUAGGGGCGGCUUUGGGGAGGUCUACGGGUGCAGGAAAGCUGACACAGGGAAAAUGUAUGCAAUGAAGUGUUUAGACAAGAAACGGAUUAAAAUGAAAGGUGGAGAGACACUGGCCCUCAAUGAACGGAUCAUGUUGUCGCUAGUUAGUACUGGGCCGGAGAACGUCUGCAGCAACCUGUAUCUGGAAGGCAGUCCGUUCAUUGUCUGUAUGACAUAUGCAUUUCAAACACCGGAGAAGCUGUGUUUCAUCCUUGACCUCAUGAAUGGAGGUGAUCUUCACUACCACCUGUCACAGCACGGGGUCUUCACAGAGAAGGAGGUUCGGUUCUACGCUGCAGAAGUCAUGCUAGGCCUUGAGCAUAUGCACAGCCGGUUUGUGGUCUACAGGGACCUUAAGCCAGCAAACAUAUUGUUAGACGAGAACGGCCAUGUACGAAUCUCUGAUCUGGGAUUAGCCUGUGAUUUCUCCAAGAAAAAGCCACAUGCCAGUGUGGGAACCCACGGCUACAUGGCCCCAGAAGUUCUGCAGAAAGGGACGGCCUACGACUCCAGUGCUGAUUGGUUCUCCUUCGGCUGUAUGCUUUACAAGCUCCUCAAGGGGCACAGUCCGUUCAGACAACACAAGACAAAAGAUAAACACGAGAUAGAUCGCAUGACAAUGACAAUGAAUGUUGAUUUACCAGAGUCCAUGUCCAUAGAGAUGAAGACAUUACUGGAGGGGUUGUUGCGGAGGGAUGUGGAGGACCGGUUGGGCUGUCGGGGCAGAGGGGCCCAGGAAGUCAAGGAACAUCCAUUCUUCAGAGGCCUAGACUGGGUACAGGUCUAUCUCCAGAAAUAUACCCCUCCUCUGAUUCCACCCAAGGGCGAGGUCAAUGCAGCAGAUGCCUUUGAUAUUGGUUCUUUUGACGAGGAAGAUACAAAAGGAAUUAAGUUGACAGAAGCCGACCAGGACUUGUACAGAAACUUCCCUCUGGUUGUGUCAGAACGCUGGCAGCACGAGGUUGCCGACACAGUCUUCGAGACAGUCAACGCUGACACAGACAAGCUGGAGCAGAAACGCAAGCAGAAGCCAAAAGGCGAUGAAGUCGACCUGGAUUUUGGUCCUACAGACUGUAUUGUCGAGGGAGAGGUUCUCAAGUUGGUGGGGUCAUUCAACCAGUCCUGGGCCAAGAAACACCUCAAGCUCUACCCAAAUAGGCUGGAGUUUUACCAGAAGGCCAGAGAUGGCUCUGUGCCCAAGGGAAAGGGUGUCGAG